This is a messenger RNA of Symbiodinium natans, 534 nucleotides long. Lineage: Eukaryota; Dinophyceae; Suessiales; Symbiodiniaceae. The record is from the annotation of a GenBank genome assembly.
AUGCGGCAAGCGGCCCUUGCUGGAAAAGAUCGCGUCGUCGAUCGGAUCGGUUGGGUUGACAUGGGCGUUGUCACUGAACUCCGAAAGGGUUUUGAUUUUGUUGGCCAUGCCAGGCACGCGGGAGUCUUUGCGCAGGAGCCGAGGCCCCCAAAGCUAUCCAAGGGGGAAUCAGCACAGCUCGAUGAGAGGCACGGCAAGGGUUGGUUACCUACGCAUAGGCCUGGGGUUGCACAGACGUCGGCUGCAGGCCGAAAGCUGCGACCCGUGGAUGACUUCACGGAGAAUAAGGUAAACCUUGCUUUUGGUUCUAUGGACAAGCUUGAUCUGAAUGCCCUUGAUGAACUCAUUUGCAUAUGCCGCAUUUGGACAAGGGCGAUGUGUGACGGGCCCGCCUUUGAGCUCGUGCUUUCUUCGGGUCAUGUGCUUAAAGGCAGUGUUCAUCCUGGUUGGAAGAAGGUUGGCUGUGAGCCCCUUUUGACGACGCUGUGUCCUGGACACCAGAGAGGUCGGGAGAACUCCGUUGUGGUAUCUUGA